AUGCGGGACGCGUCCACCUUUCACGGCGACCCCUUCAUUUACGCUUCCCUGAUUAAAGCCUGUAAUAAAGCUCGCGCCUUGAUUCAAGGUAAGUCGGUACACGGCCAUGUUGUUAGGGUGGGGUUGGACUAUAAUGUGAACGUGUUGAACAGCCUUGUUAGUUUUUACAUGGGUCCUGCGAAUUCGAUGAGUUAUGCAGCCCUGUUGUUUGAUGAAAUUCCUGAGAAAAGCAUUGUUACUGUCAAUUGUAUGAUAUCUGGGAAUAUUAACAGGGGAAACCUUGAUGUGGGUUUGAGCUUGUUCGUUGAAAUGUUUAGUGGGUGUUAUGGUUCGAAUGUGAAGCCGAAUUAUGUUACUUUCGUGAUUUUGAUAUCUGGUUGUGUUCAACUUGGGGGAUUGAGAUCUGGAAAUGCGCUUCAUUGCUGUUGUUCUAAGAUGGGAUUUGGUUUCAAUCUUGAAAUAUGCAAUGCGCUUAUUGAUUUGUACGCUAAAUCAAGGCGUAUAUUCGAUGCGGAGAGUGUAUUUAGAUGCAUGCCGAAAAGAGACGUUAUUUCGUGGAAUUCUAUGAUUUUGGGGUACGGUAAUAGUGGUGAUUUCGUGCGUGCAUUUUCCCUGUUUAGGAAAAUGUGGGUCGAGAAUGUGGGAGCUGAUAAGGUGUCUUUCAGCAGCUUGUUAUCUGCUUGCAAAGACCUUUCUUUCGGAAGGAUGAUCCAUGCUCGUGCAAAAGUUAGUGGGCUCGACUGUGAUGUUUCUGUCGGGACAGCUCUCAUGAACAUGUAUGCAAGGUGUAGAAACCUGGGGUAUGCCCGGAAAGUGUUCGAUGAAAUGCCUAAGCAAAAGAUUGAAUUUUGGAAUUCUAUGAUACAUUCAUAUAUAGAACAUGGGCUUGCUCAUGAGUCUUUAAAGCUACUCGAUAAGAUCAAAUUGAGAGAAUUAGAGCUAGAUGAAGUGACGAUUCUUGGAUUAAUCAUGGCUUGUCGUGAUACGGGGGAUUUACGCAUGGGUAUUCACGCGCACUCCAUUGUGGAGAGCAAAGAGUGCUUCAAAAGAAGUGUAGUUUUGGGAAAUGCUCUUAUCGACAUGUACGCAAAAUGCGGGAGCAUUACGAAAGCUCGGGCCAUUUUUAACGGGAUGUCGAUAAAAGAUGUCGUCUCGUGGACGUCGAUGAUAGUGGGCCACGCGGUGAACGGCGAAGGAAAUGAAUCUCUUUCGAUUUUCAAACGAAUGUGCGAAGAGAAAUACGUUCCUAAUUCGGUUACUUUCAUCGGAGUUUUAUCCGCGUGCGAUCACGCGGGUUUGGUUGACGAAGGGCGAAAAUUUUACGACUUAAUGCAAGAAACUUACCAUAUUAAGCCGAAAAUCGAGCAUUGUGGAUGUGUGGUUGAUAUGCUUGCUAGAGCUGGAAAAUUCGAAGAUGCUCAAAGCUUUAUUCGGCAGAUGCCUAUUGAGCCAAAUGCGCUUGUUUGGAGAAUGUUGAUGAAUGGGUGUAGAGUUCAUGGACAAAUCAAUCUUGGAUUGAACUUGGAUGAUAAGAGCGUGAGAGAACUAAAAGAAUCUCGCGAGCCGACAAAUUUUGUGGUUUCAUCUAAUAUGUAUGCUGAAGCUGGAAGAUGGGGCGAUUUUAUGGUUGAUGAAAGAACGUGUAAAGAAGCUGGAAAAAGUAUUCUUGUGUCGUCUUUGAUAGAGUGA
Striga asiatica is the source of this 1689-nucleotide messenger RNA. The record is from the annotation of a GenBank genome assembly. NCBI's taxonomy places the organism in Eukaryota, Viridiplantae, Streptophyta, Magnoliopsida, Lamiales, Orobanchaceae.